AUCUAUAACACGGCCCUAAGAAAUGCUGCCUACCCGUUUUUGGAUUUAUACUUUAUUAUAAUUACGGAAAAGGCAGUUAGAAGAGGCAAAACGGCUGCGUGAGCAGAAGCUAUGACCCCGAAGACGGUCAUCCUAGUCCUUCUGCUGGCCGUGGCUGUCAGGGAAGUCGUGUCCAAGAAUGUGGCGAAACCCGCCAAGGCUGCAGGCGUGAAAAUUUCAGGUGUAAAGAAUAAGAAGGCGCUUUUGGCUGCUGAGUUGAACAUAGCAAAGAAAACCUUAAAAGGACCAAAACUAAAAAAGUUAACUACUCUUUUGACGAAGUCGGCAGGUGUCUCUAAAAAAGGCAAAGCAGCCAAGCUGACUAAGAAAAUAAAAGUUGGCAAAUUAGCUGCAGGGGGUAAAAAAACAGUGGCAUCAAUGGGCACAGCGAAGGGUACACCACCAAAAGGCGCAGCGAAGGAUGUAGUGAUAAAGGCUGGAGAGAGCAAAGUGAAGGCUGGUGCAGUGGGAACGAAAAAGGUCUCAGUAUCAGGCAAAGGCUUUGGAAAAGUAUUAUCGGCCGGGAAAACCUCCAAGGUUUUUGCGAAAGUUGCAGGCAAGUGUCCUCCGACAUACAAGAAAGAAGGGAAGGAAUGUGUGAAGAGGAAGAAAAUCAUUGAUCUUAAAUGCCCCGUAGGCGGCACCAAGGUUGGAAAAUUCUGCACCUACAAAUGUCCUAAGGGAUGGACUCGAAUCAAGAAGUUCUGGUGCCACAAGAAGACCGUGAGGAAAGAGGUUAAAACACUGAGGAAGGCAUGUCCAUCCGGGUUGCAACCGGUUAAAAAAGGAGGAAAGCUGGUGUGUCAAUUUAAAUGCCCAAAGGGAUCGAAACGAAUAGGAUUCCUAUGUGUGAAGAAAGUAGUCAAGAAAAAUCAAUGUUGUCCAGCAGCCAAGCACAAGGGAAAUGAGUGCAUCUUUGUUUGUCCUCCGGGGUACAAACGAAUAAAGGAUACAUGUCAUAAAACAACUGUUACCAAAGUGACUCUUUGCCCGAAGAAUAUGGUCAAGAAAGGUGAUAAAUGCGUUGGCAAGUGCCCCACCGACUUCGUCAGAAAGGGUGGUAUCUGCAUAUCUAAGUGCCCACCUGGGUACAAACAACAAGGCGAAAAGUGUAUCAAGGUGAUAACCAAUCACAAAAAAAUAUGCGCCGAAGGACUGAAGAAGCUAAAGGGAAAAUGCCUACCAUAUUGUAAAGAAAAAAAAUUCAAAUUAAAAACGGAUGGAUUCUGUGAACACAUUACUAUUAAGAUAAUUAGAAUCAAAAUAGAUAUGAGGUGUCCGAAAGGCUCCAUGCUCUCGCUUGGAAAGUGUUGCCCUCUCGGCUUUGUCAACGUCAAGGGUAAAGGCAUUUGCUGUCCAAAGGGACAGGAGCCAGUCGGUCCAAAUAAAUGCUGCCCUAAGGGAACGAAACUGUUCCAAGGCCAGUGCUGCCCACCGGGUACCAAAGUCAUCAGGGAAGGAUCUUGCACCACGCCGCCAACUGUGCCGCCAUCCAAACCACCGAUCCUGGUUACGACUACUACCACCCGGCCCGGACAAUCAACAACCACAAAACCGAAGUGUCCUAAAGGUUACUUCAAAACGGGCACAAUGAGAAAAUGUUGCAAGAUUGGUACAGUUUGGUCGGGAGGCAAAUGCUGUCCAAAGGGCACUGUCCUUAUCAAGGGCAAAUGUUGUCCACCUGGAAGUAACCCGUCUGGAGGCCAGUGUUCGCGACCACCACCUCCAAAGACAACAGUCAAACCAAAACCAGUUCCGGUGAAAUGUCCAGAAGGUUCUGUGAUUGUAACCGUAAAGCCUAUCAUUACAACGACAUCAACGACAACGACCACCACCACCACCACCACCACCACAACAACAACCGUAAAACCUGGGAAAACGACAACGACCACAACAACGAGACCAGGGUUGACAACACUAAAGCCAAAAUGUUGUCCAAAAGGAAUGAUCCUGAGUCACAACGAGUGCUGUCCGAAGGGUCACCACUUUACAAAUAAACGAUGCUGUAAGAUUGGCCUGAUACAUGUAGGAGGUGGAAAAUGUUGCCUAAAGGGUUACAAAGUUCUCAAAGGGAAGUGCUGUCCGCCGCAUAUAAAAUCUCUAGUUGGAGGAAAGUGCAUGAACGCUCCAACACCAGGACCUACGGUGAAGCCUGGUACACCAAAACCGGUCACACCAUCUAAAUGCCCACCUUCCAAAAAAUGUCCGCAUUGUCCAGCCGGACUAGUUUGGAUUAACAAGAAAUGUGGUUGUCAGCCUCCAUUAGUGCGACAGGGAGGGAAAUGUGUGCCUAAAUGCGCUAAGCCGAUGAUAUGGAAGGGUGGCAACUGCGUUUGCCCAGGUGGUAUGACGAAGAUCAACGGGAAGUGCCUUACUGCACCAAAAUGUGUACCACCAAGAAGUUGGAUAAAGGGCAAAUGCUCAUGCAAGAAGCCGCUAGUAUUCGUCAAUGGAAAAUGCAUUUGUUCAAAACCAUUGAUUAUGAUCAAGGGGAAAUGCCGAUGCAAACCGCCAACCGUGUAUAAAGAUGGAAAAUGCACCUCCGUCUGUCGACCCCCAAGAAAGAUUAUUGGUGGAAUGUGCAAAUGCCAACCACCAACGAAGUUUAAAGGCGGAAAGUGUGUGGCACAGGCCUGUAAAGCACCAAGGAAGCUGAUUGGAGGAAAAUGCAAAUGUUCUGCACCUUUGGCAUUCAUGAGUGGACAAUGUGUUUGCCCGAAACCUCUUAAGAUGGUUGGCAAGAAAUGCCGUUGUCCACCGCCUACGAUCUUCAAGAAAGGAAAGUGUGUUUCUGUCUCAGUCUGUAAGCCACCGAGAACGGUUAUCAAAGGAAUAUGUCAAUGCAAAAAGCCAAAGGUUUACAAGGGUGGAAAGUGUGUCUUGAUUUGCCCAGCACCUCUAAAACUGCAGGGAGGCAAAUGUGUUCCAGGAAAGCCAAACGAGGUUAAGACAACCACGGAAAUUCCAAAAAGAGAACCUCCAUCUAUUACCACUUCUAAACCAAAAAAGAGCACCAGAAAACCACCACCAGAAGUCCAUACACCGGGUGAAUGUCCUGGCAAAUUCUAUAAACGAGUGGGUGGCAAGUGUGUCAUGAUUUGUCCGAAGGGUUUUAAGAGAAUUGGAAAGAGGUGCCUGAAAGUUGGCUGUCCAAAGGGUACCAUAAGGAAAGGCAAAGAAUGUGUGUUGCACAAACCACCUCAAAAGUGUAUAAACCCAACUAAACAACCACCUGUGAACACCUCACCGCCAAAGUGUAUCCUCAAGUGCCCUAGUGGUUUCAGUAAAAGGGGGAAGAUAUGCUUGAAGGUUGUUGGACUUGAAGAGAAAUGUCCAAAGAAGUCGAUGAAGGUUGGAACAUCAUGCGUCAUCCUGAAGAUUCCAAGCUCCUGUGACAAGCCUUCUCCAUCUAAACCUCCAAUUCCAAAUCCCAAAUGUAUCGUGAAAUGUCCACCAAAUUUCACAAAGUUAGGCAAUGUGUGCUUCAUGAAACUUGUGUGUCCAAAGGGAGCAAAACGGGUUGGUAACAGAUGCGUGCUGAAGCCAUGUCUCAAGUGUCCACCUAAUUUUGAGAAAGUAGGCGCAAUCUGUCGGAAGAAAUGUCCUAAGGGCUAUAAGCGCAAGGGGACGUCAUCAACUUGUAUUCUAGCAGGUGGCGCCCUACUAGCCCGCGUUAUACCGAUGUCGAUAAGUAAAAAAGGGGUGAAAGGAGGAAAAGGCGGUUGUCCAGCUGGGUCCAAGAAGCUUGGCAAAUCAUGUAUCAUAAUCAGCAAAGGCAGAACGUGUCCCCGCGGCUUUCAAGCUAAAGGAAAGUCAUGUGUUCAAAAAUGUCCAGCUAAGUUCCGUCUCAUCAAGGGAAAGGGGUGCGUGGCCCUCAAAAAGUCUUUAGGCAACAAGUGUCCGAAAGGAGCAACUGCUUCAGGCGCGGCGUGUGUCUACAAACCGAAUCCAAUGAAAUGUCCAAAGGGUUACCAGCACACGGCCGGUGCAUGCGUUAAGAAAUGUCCGUCAGGCUUCAAAAGGGUUGGCGCCGUCUGCAUCAAGAAGCUGAGCAAACGUUAGUCGCUUUCCUGACAUUGGUUCGUGGGCCUUUCCAUUGGUUUUCACUUCGUUUCGUAGAGAAUAUUGCAGGUAUACUGUUAUUUGAUGGUAAUAUACAUAAGGAAAAGAUAAA
Molecule: messenger RNA, 4213 nt
Organism: Lineus longissimus
Lineage: Eukaryota; Metazoa; Nemertea; Pilidiophora; Heteronemertea; Lineidae
Product: balbiani ring protein 3-like
Exons: 43
Coding region: 112-4101 (1329 amino acids)
Source: RefSeq, a predicted model, not a curated record